AUUGAAAAUAAAAGCCAAGAAAAGAGAGUUCCCACAAUUUAUCUGUGAGGUUUUGGCACAACAGCAACAACAACAACAACAACAAUUCCUACCAGAUUACAUGCUGUCCGUCCACGAUACAGCGUCCUCGCAGAAAGGAAACGUAGGUGUAGAUGACAAAGACCAGCCACACCGCGCCCCCAUUCUGCGGUUGUGGCUGGGCAUGUGUGCCUUGAUUUGCUCUCCCCGGCUCGGUGCGGUGGACGAGAUCGGGUUGGCUCCUCGUAGUCAGAUUACACUUGGGGCCCCAGGGGGGUGACCACGUAAGUACUUGGCAGGCGGGCCCUACAUGUUAGGCUCCCUCUUGGCGGGCUGGCCCUACAUGUCAGGCUCCCCCUGCCCCCCCACCCGCCUGCAAUCAUAGAAAUGCGGGUGCCUAUCAUGGCCACAGAGGGAGCCAAGGGUCGCUACGAUGGAUGCAUCGACCCCUGCAAGAAAGAUGUUUGGUCUUCCCGCAGCCAAAAGCGACAGAUAAGGAAGGCAAGGGAAGGCUGUGUCGAAACGAACGGCGAAGCGAAAGUCCCUGGCUGCUGCACCUAGACUUAUUUAUCUCGUCAGGGCAGCGCGCUGUUGCCCACUUGCAGUUUCUCUCCACAUUUCGGCUUCCUCCCUCCCUUAUCUUAUCUAUAAUUAUGUCCGCUAACUUAAGCUGCUUGAACGACCAGGAGUUCGGGCCAGUGGUGCAGGGAUGUCGGUCAGAUUUUGACUUCACCCAGUUCUUUGAGAGGACGAUAAUCUGGAGCCUGCCUUCGGCCAUCUUCAUCUUGGUCGCAUCACUCCGGCUCCUCAACGUCUUGAAAAAACCACGCAUUGUCUCCGGGGUUUCCUUUCAAAUCACCAAAGCUACGGUGAUAGCUAUCUUUGUCGCCCUCCAACUUGCUCUUAUAGUAGCAUCUACCCGCUCAGCUCAGAGCCCUGUUCGAACAUGGACAAUCGCCGGCUCGCUCCUGGCCUUUGCCGCCGGUGCCUUCAUGCUGGUCAUAUCAUUUCUUGACCAUGCACGAUCUGCUCGUUCCUCCGCCCUCUUGAGCGGGUACCUGCUUUUGACCCUCCUCUUCGAUGCUGCGCAGACAAGGACGCUAUGGAACACCAAAGCAUACCCGCUGCUGACGCCUAUCUUUACUGCUUCGCUGGCCGUGAAAGUAGUCAUCUUCGUCCUGGAACUACUGAGCAAGUCGCGAUGGAUCGAUCAGCAUACCCAAACUCUCCUCGGGCCCGAGGCGAUGAGCAACAUCUUCAACCUGGCGUCCUAUUACUGGCUGAGGCGCCUCUUGUGGACUGGCUUCCACAAGAUCCUCGCUCUGGCCGAUCUGUAUCCGCUCAUCGACGACGUGUCUGCCGAGAGAGCGUCGCAAAGGCUACAGAGAGCCAUCAGCUCUCGCACGGGGGGGUUGAAAGGCAAUGCACUCUUGCUGUCCCUCUUCAAGGCUUUUCCGACAGAGUUCUUACUUCCCAUAAUACCACGCGCUGCCAAGGUUGGACUGCGCUAUGCACAGUCCUUCCUAAUGCAAUCUCUUCUACGCUACCUCUCUGACGAAGAUGCUGCGAAAACUCCCAACCCGGGCUACGGCCUUAUUGGAGCCACGGCGCUGGUCUACGGCAGCUUGGCUGCAGCUUUUGCUUACAGAUCCUACUUCGUGACCCGCUUGUUGUCGAUGACUCGCGCCGGCCUUUGCGCCAUUCUAUAUUCAAAGGUAACCGAGAUGGGACCUUCUACCAACGCCGAAGCGGCGUCCUUGACACUCAUGAGUACCGAUGUGGCCAAUGUGCAGGGUGGACUCCGGCAAAUCCAUGAACUGUGGGGGAACACAGCCGAGGUCGCCAUUGGUUGUUGGCUCCUGUACAGAAGUAUUGGGGCUGCAUUCGUAGCACCCCUCGUGGUCGUAUUGGUUUGCCUCUUUCCCUUAGCCUUGGUCCUCGUGUUGCUGGGUAAGCGCCAAGAUCAAUGGAUGAGCAAGGUUCAGUCAAGGGUUGGGAAAACUUCCAAUAUUCUAUCAAGCAUGAGAGGGUUCAAAAUGCUUGGGGUGGCCGAGCACGUCGGAAACCUUUUGCAUAACUCUCGAUCCGAUGAGGUUCACGCCGGAAACAGAUUUCGCGUCUUUCAACUCCUCACGUUUAUCAUAGCCCAGACGCCUUUGGCGGUGGCUGCCCCGAUAACAUUCGCCUUUACGAACAGUGACCUCGACACCACGGAAUUGUUUGGUGCGCUUUCAUAUAUCAUACUGCUUGCGAGUCCCUUGGACACCCUUAUUCAAAGUCUCCCCGACGUUGUUACGGGAAUGGUGAGUUUGCGACGCAUCCAAGCUUUCUUGAACAACAGCUCCGAGAGGUCUAUACCACAUUCACCAUGUGCGACACCUACAGCUACCGCUACCACCACCGAGGCAGAAGAGACCCCUGGCUCGAUCUCGUUACCGGAAUUCAAGCCUUCCAAGCGCUUUUCUGAAUCCAUCUUCACAGUCCGAAACGGUACCUUUGGAUGGGAUAAAGAGCCGGUCCUGAAAAACAUCUCUUUGUCUAUCAGCACGAGUAGUCUGACCAUCAUUGCGGGCCCAGUCGCUUCAGGUAAAUCUACUCUUUGCAGUGCCAUGCUCAGUGAAGUCCCUUUUAGCAGCGGAAGUGUUGAGUCUGCCCUUAUCGACAUCCCCGUUGGUUAUUGUGCAUCAACACCCUUUCUGUGGAACGGAACGAUCCGCGAGAAUAUCAUCGGCUUUUCAAACUUCGACGCGGACAAGUACAAUGCGGUACUUCACGCAACCAUGCUUAAUGCUGAUAUCUCAUCCCUGGCGCAGGGCUCGGAUACAAAGGUGGGCAACAACGGCACAUCCAUCAGCGGGGGUCAGAGGCAGCGAGUUUCACUGGCUAGGGCCCUUUACUCGGGUGCUGAUGCUUUUAUCUUUGAUGACGUUUUGAGUGGCUUGGACUCAAAGACCGAAAAUCAAGUGUUCGAACGAGUCAUGGGCCGUAAUGGUUUUAUUCGUCGGAGCAACGCUACGGCUGUAUUUUGCACGCACGCUAUUCGUUACCUACCGGAAGCCGACCAUGUUGUCAUCUUGGAUGGGACGGGAGGUAUUGCGAAGCAAGGCCCACCCGAGACGCUCGACCUUGAACAACGGACCUGGCAUACCACUGCUAGCCAUGAGGAUCCCGAGUCUUCUGACGAACCUGCUGCUGACCAGAAUAAAACACCAAGCGUCUUAGUAGCACGGCCAAACGAUCCUUUUGACUCCAGUAGGCAAAUGGGAGAUACGAGAGUCUACGGCCAUUACAUACGAAAUGCCGGUCGCUCCAUGUUCGGUCUUUUGUUAGCAGUCGCCGCACUAGCUGGAUUUGCUACUAAUUUCUCGACUGUGUGGUUGAAUUUCUGGUCGGCAGAUACGUAUUCACUUCCGCGGUCGAUCUACUCGGGCCUCUACGGUGGUAUCAGUGCGUUUGAGCUGGUUGCCACUGGGUGUGCUGGUGCUGUGCUCUUGCUGGUUGCUGUUCCGCGUAUAGGUAAACGUUUUCACGCCAGCGCAGUGAACACGGUCAUGUCGGCUCCACUCGACCUCUUUACCCACACAGAGACAGGCACAAUUACGAACCUGUUCUCGCAGGAUAUGUCUUUGAUCGAUAUGGAUUUGCCACUUAGUAUGAUCAACUUUCUGGUGCUAAUGAUGACCUUGAUCGGAAACCUGGCGGUUGUGGCUAUACCGUCCCCGUAUCUGGCCAUUUCCUACCCCUUUUUGUUCGGCGCGCUUUGGGCUCUGCAACUUGGAUACCUGCGAACGUCCCGUCAGCUUCGUCUGCUAGACCUGGAGGCUAAAUCUCCUUUAUACAACCAGUUUCUCGAGACUGCCCAAGGCAUUACCACGAUCCGGUCACUUCGUUGGGUAGACAGAUCCGUGGAAAAGAACAAUGACCUUCUCAACGAGUCACAGCGGCCGGCGUAUCUUCUCUCCAUGUCUCAGAACUUCUUGACUACUAUGCUCAACAUUAUUAUUGCUGUUUUGGCGACAGUUCUUACCGUUCUUGCCACACAACUACGGACCAACACUGGCUUCACCGCUGUCAGUUUCAUUACUCUACUUAACUUGAGUUCGAUGAUUGCGACUAUGAUGCAAGACUACACGGAACUGGAGAUCUCGCUAGGCGCUGUGAAUCGUCUAGUGACGUUUAGCCAAAAUAAUCCAUCGGAAUCGAAUGUUCAUACAGAUCUAAUGCCGGGCAAGGACUGGCCAGCUCGUGGUGAGAUUCGUAUCGAAAAUAUCUCCGCUGCAUACAAAUCACCGACUACUCCAGCUAUAUCCGACAGUAGUAGUGAUACUAAAAGCCAGCUUGCCCUACAAAGCAUCUCCCUCUAUAUCAAACCUGGAGAACAUGUAGCGAUCUGUGGACGAACGGGCAGCGGUAAAUCAUCGUUUCUCCUGAUAUUACUCAGACUGCUUGAUCCGACCACUAACACAAACAACUCGAUUCAAAUUGAUAACAUAUCCAUCAACCGAGUGAACCGAGAUCUAUUACGACAACGUCUGAUUACGAUCCCCCAAGACCCUAGUUUCUUGCCGGCGGGACACACAAUCAGAGAAAACGUCGACUUAUUCAACGAGGCAACGGAAGAGGAGUGCACUGAGGUGCUUGAACAAGUAAAUCUCUCCAAAUUGCUCAAGGACGGGAUCAAUGCGGAGUUCUCCCCCGAAACACUGAGCCACGGCCAUCAGCAGCUCUUUAGUUUCGCCCGCGCUGUCCUGCGCAAAAAGGUCAGAGCCAGGUCCGAGAACGUGUCUGGCGGCAUAUUAAUCAUGGACGAGCCUAACUCCAAGGUCGAUCUAGACACCGAUGCUGCCAUGCAGGACAUCGUCAGGACGAAUUUUGGCAACUAUACUAUACUGGUCAUCUCGCAUCGCUUGGAAACGGUAAUGAAUCUUUGUGAUAGAGUUGUGGUAUUAAGUGAAGGCAAAUUAGUGGAGCAAGGAAGUCCUGAGAAGCUGAAAGCAAUAAAGGGAAGCUGGUUUGGUAACUUGCUGGAAGAAACCAAGUAAACCAUUUUCUCUUUUUUGUUCCUUUUUCUUUUUUAAUUAAAAAAAAAGAGAAAGAGAACAAGAACCAGAAGAAGUCAAAUGUUAAAGAUAGAUCAAUAUAAUGGCCUGCUCGUCAUUACAAG
Messenger RNA from Truncatella angustata, 5182 nucleotides. RefSeq names its product P-loop containing nucleoside triphosphate hydrolase protein. Gene Ontology annotation, cellular component: membrane. The transcript is spliced from 5 exons. Gene Ontology annotation, biological process: transmembrane transport. The record is from RefSeq and is a predicted model, not a curated record. The coding region runs from base 456 to 5060 and encodes 1534 amino acids. Gene Ontology annotation, molecular function: ABC-type transporter activity; ATP hydrolysis activity; ATP binding. Lineage: Eukaryota; Fungi; Ascomycota; Sordariomycetes; Amphisphaeriales; Sporocadaceae.